Molecule: messenger RNA, 2584 nt
Organism: Cyphomyrmex costatus
Lineage: Eukaryota; Metazoa; Arthropoda; Insecta; Hymenoptera; Formicidae
Gene: Liprin-beta
Product: liprin-beta 1
Exons: 13
Coding region: 225-2486 (753 amino acids)
Biological process (GO): neuromuscular junction development
Cellular component (GO): presynaptic active zone
Molecular function (GO): protein binding
Source: RefSeq, a predicted model, not a curated record
CCCGCUGCGUGCAACUGCGUUGUUUGUUGACUUGUCGCGAAACUCGAGGAAAUUCCGCUAUGCCUCGUUGCGGACAGCGAGGAUCGUCGUUGUAACGUCGGCGCGAACUGAUUAUCGCCUUACGAAUUUCGUAUUUCAGUGUGUGUGUGUCACCGAUGUUUAUCGUACACGCGGCCAACAUCCGCAAGUCGACGGAUCCCGACUGACGUAAACAGCGUUAAGUGAUGGGCAAAGGUGAGGAGAGAAACGGCACGACGGCACAAGCGGGCGAAUCGACAUUCCUGGCAAAGAGUUCGAACGAGGCCAGCAAGAUGCUGGAGGCCGCGUUGCUCCAGAUGGACGACAUUAUUUCUGGUGCUUGUGCCGAGAGUUCGACCGAGAGUAGUUCGGAGUGGAAGAACUCGGUGAAAGAGGCGGCAAGAAAUCUUGUGACUGCGAUAAAGGGUGCACCGAUGCCACCCCCACCGCCCGAUGGCGUCACCCAGAACAUCCUCUUGGCGUGGAUGCAGCCGGCUUGCUUACUCGGCUAUGCUAAGAUGAUAGCACUUCAAGGGAGUAUGCCUAAUAUCUGUGCAGUAUCCAGUGGUAUGGCUAAUAUCUGCUCGGCGUCGACUGCGCAUCUGGGAAGUUUCCCGUCUCUUUGUACAAUGCCAUGUUCAAGCAUUUCUAGCGACCUCGCGCAUCACGCCGUUAAGGAACAUGCGAGAAGUGUUGCUCAUUAUCCACACGUUUGUCAUCUACAACAAGAUCCGAUAUUCGCGAAGGAGCGAGAAAUACACUCAGAUAACAGGACGAAUAGUACAACAUCUCUGCCGGCAAACUCGACGGGAAGAUGUGCCGGUUCUUUAGACAGAAGACGACGCAGAUUUCGCAGUAGAGUGGACCGCGAUCAAAGAGCUAUGUCUCAUAGUGAUCUGAUCUGCCAUGAGAGGGAGAGACCGCACCGUUAUUGUUCAUUACAACAAUUUCAUUGCGGAAGCAAUAUGUGCCUUAAUAAUUAUCAUAGCAAAACCGAGGAACGAUUGAGAAAGUUGGAAAGUGAACGUGGAGCAUUACAUAUGGAAGUAUCAGUUUUGUCCGAACAGGUCGACGCACAAUCGAAUAAGAUCCAAGAACUGGAAAGCUUACUUCAGGACAAGAAAGAUACUUUGAGACAGAUGGAAGAAGCGUUACAGAAGGAAGUUUUGUCAAGAAGCGCUUUGGAGACGCAGAAAUUGGAACUUCUUACCUCCUUGUCCGAAAUGAAACUUAGACAGGCUAGUUUGGAGCACGAAAAUCUGUCACUACGCAGUACAAGUCCUUUAUCGAAUGGAGAAAGAUUCAGCAGACAUACGGGUCAAUAUAGUAGUCUUCCCAGGCCACCAACAUCCAAGAAAGGCGUUGUAUUUGGUAAGGUUCCAAAUUUAGUCUCGGGAGCGCAUACGACGGUACCCUUGGCUGUUAGGGGAGUCUCUGCGAGAUGUCUGUCCGCUCCUAUUCUAGCGGAAGAAGCGAAAAUCGUAAUUAGUGAAGCGAGCGCGCAAGAGGAAUUAUCGCCACCGAAACCGCUCGUAGAACUCAGUAUGGAGGAGGUCAGUGAUUGGUUGGCUCGUCUUGGUCUAGAAUGCUAUGCCAGUGAAUUGAGACGAUGGGGUGCCACUGGAUCGAAACUCCUCGACGCCACACAGGUUCAACUAGAGAAAGAGCUGGACAUAAAGAAUGCUCUGCACAGGAAAAAAUUACUCUAUGCCAUCGAAUCGGAGCGAAGCAACGACGCUGGAUUUCUCGGUUCUCACAAGAUGGAUAAUGCAGCCGUGUUACGAUGGUUAGACGAUAUCGGAUUACCGCAGCACAAAGAAGCUUUCCAUAAUGCCAAGAUCGAUGGUAGAGUUUUACACAGGUUGACCACAGAAGAUCUCUUAAACCUUGGAGUGACUGCACAAUUGCAUGCCGCCAGUUUAAGACGUGGAAUUCAGGUUUUACGAGAUUUAAGUUUCGAGUUUGACAAUUUGGAGAGAAGAUCCGUGAAUGGAAAUGGUGCCGAUGGUACAAACGUAAAUCUCUGGACGAAUCAUCGUGUGAUGGAGUGGCUACGAGUCGUAGAUCUUGCAGAAUAUGCGCCAAACAUGCGCGGUUCUGGUGUUCAUGGCGGUUUGAUAAUCCAUGAAGGUCGAUUUACUUCUGAGCUGCUCGCUGCAUUGCUCAGCAUUCCACCGGCAAAGACUCUACUUCGUAGACACCUAACGACACAUUUCAAUCAGAUUCUCGGCAGAGAGGUGGUUCAACAAAAACGAGAGAUAGAGAGCACGCUUGGAUUCGUCCCAUUGACGCUUACCGCUAGAUUAAAGGUACCAAAGAAAUCUCAAUUUACACUGAAACGCAAAAAGAGUAAAAACGAGGUAGAUUUUGGCAAUUUGGUUUGCCCAUUGGAGGCGUCGCCACCAGGUACUCCAUCAACGCCUUCAUCAACACCGGGCAGUCCUAACUUGAACUCACCCACAUUCUAACCACAAUUUAAAGUUUCAUUCGAGUAAUCAUCUAAACUAACUUAUUUGGAGGAUAUUGGACAAAGGAGAAUUAUAGGUUGCAUAUGAAGAUAAAAGGA